UACACAUUAAGCCACAUUAUAUGGCUGCAACGCUGCUUCAAACGGCUGGAUCGCUUCCUCUUUAUGUGAUCUGCUUCUGCUAACUCCCCACUCUCAGUCCUGACCGGCGCACAGGAAUGGAGCACCAAAUGGAAAGCCAGAGAGGAAAGGUCGCCAGCAAAGAUAACUUGAUAUCUGAGUCACGCACAGGGUCUCUAGGGUGCAUCGGCUGGUUCAUCGUCAUCCUCUCUGGCCUCUUCUCGUUUUUGCUCUUCCCCAUCACAAUCUGGUUUUGCUUGAAGAUUGUUCAGGAGUACGAGCGGGCUGUCAUCUUCAGACUGGGCCGCAUCACAGACAGGAAACCAAAAGGACCAGGAAUUUUCUUCAUUUUGCCAUGCACUGACUCCUUUGUGAAAGUGGAUUUGAGAACCGUUUCAUUUGACAUCCCACCUCAAGAGAUUCUGACUAAGGACUCAGUUACUGUUUGUGUGGACGGGGUGGUGUACUUCCGGGUCAAUGACCCCAUCGCCUCUGUAGCCAAUGUGACUAACGCUGACUUUUCCACCCGGUUGCUGGCUCAAACCACCCUCAGAAAUGUUCUGGGUACUAAGAACCUCGCUGAGGUCUUGUCUGACCGUGAGGGCAUCGCUCACAGCAUGCAGUCCAAUUUGGAUGAAGCCACAGACAACUGGGGCAUCAAGGUGGAGCGAGUGGAGAUCAAAGAUGUGAAGCUGCCCGUUCAGCUGCAGAGAGCCAUGGCUGCUGAAGCGGAGGCUGCUCGAGAGGCCAGAGCAAAGGUUAUUGCAGCCGAGGGGGAGAUGAAUGCGUCCCGUGCCUUGAAGGAAGCGUCCCUCGUGAUAGCGGAGUCUCCAUCAGCUCUGCAACUUCGCUACCUGCAAACCCUCAACACCAUCGCUGCAGAGAAGAACUCCACCAUCAUCUUCCCUCUGCCCAUCGACGUCCUGUCUCACUUUGUCCGAAAGUGAGGUUGCUGUAGAGAUGCAAGGGGUUCGUGUCUGUGGCUUGUGCUCUGAGAAGAGUGCAAUAAACUGUUGUGGUUGCAUGACUUUUAUCAAGAGUAUUCAUAUGGGCCCUUUUUAUGUGUUUUAUUGCCAAGGCCUUGCUAAUAGUAGUGUAACCUAAAUGGAAUUAGGGAAAACUUGGAAAUUGUCUUAAAUAGAUGGAAUUAAAAUGUUAAAAUGUC
Nothobranchius furzeri (turquoise killifish) is the source of this 1183-nucleotide messenger RNA. RefSeq names its product stomatin (EPB72)-like 3b (gene stoml3b). NCBI's taxonomy places the organism in Eukaryota, Metazoa, Chordata, Actinopteri, Cyprinodontiformes, Nothobranchiidae. The record is from RefSeq and is a predicted model, not a curated record. Gene Ontology annotation, cellular component: plasma membrane.